Molecule: messenger RNA, 486 nt
Organism: Lactuca saligna
Lineage: Eukaryota; Viridiplantae; Streptophyta; Magnoliopsida; Asterales; Asteraceae
Source: the annotation of a GenBank genome assembly
AUGAUGAAGAUGAUGGGUGGAUUCACUUAUAGUCCUUUUCAAAUCUGGAUUGAUAGUGAUGAUGAAGCCUAUACUACGAAAGGGGAACUCAACUAUCUUCACGAGAAGAUCGACCAGUUGAUUCUUGCAUCCAAGCCUUCUUCUUAUGAGGCUUACUCCAAAGUAUUUGUUGAGUCCAUUCUUGAGUGGGUCACAAAGGAACAUGUGGCUAACACCUCUACCAUGACCAAGGCAGUUUCUGACUCUGCUGAUGUCUAUAAAUCCACGACUGAAAAAGCUGAUAAACUAAUUGCUUACACCAUAGAGUUUAUGGAAGAUUACAAGACUACCUACAACUAUAACAUCUUUGAUGUGAACAAGGCCAUUCAGAAUGUGGGUGCCGUGUUUAAAGCAGAAAUAGCGAACUUUGUUGAACUUCGCCAGGGGUUUCAGUCUGAUAAUCAAGCAUUCCAAUCUUCCAUUGAUGCAAAGAUCUCAAAGCUUUAG